This is a messenger RNA of Microcebus murinus (gray mouse lemur), 3815 nucleotides long. Lineage: Eukaryota; Metazoa; Chordata; Mammalia; Primates; Cheirogaleidae. The record is from RefSeq and is a predicted model, not a curated record.
AACAUGGCGGCGGCGGUGUGAAGCCCGGUGCCGGCUCGCGGGACCAGCGUGACAGAAUUUCGUUGCUUUCGCCUACAAGACCCGAGGUGCUAGGAAGACCAGAGGAAAAUUAUUCAGGAAAGAAAAUCAGAAAGGGAUACUAUGGGACGAACAGCGAAUGAAGGUUCAAUGGAUGUCAAAAAGGAGAAUCAAGAGAAAACUCCUCAGUCAAGCACAUCUUCUGUGCAAAAGGAUGAUUUCCACUGGGACAGGUAUUUGAAAGAAACUGGAUCUUUAAGUGCUCCUUCAGAAUGCUUCAGACAGUCUAAGAUUCCACCAGCUAAUGACUUCAAAGUUGGUAUGAAAUUGGAAGCCCGUGACCCUCGCAAUAUUACUUCAGUAUGUAUUGCUACGGUUAUUGGAAUUACUGGGGCCAGAUUACGUUUACGGCUAGAUGGUAGUGACAAUAGAAAUGAUUUUUGGAGGCUUGUUGAUUCCCCGGAUAUACAGCCUGUUGGGACAUGUGAAAAGGAAGGAGACUUACUUCAACCUCCACUGGGAUACCAAAUGAAUACAUCAUCUUGGCCAAUGUUUCUGUUACGAACAUUAAAUGGAUCUGAAAUGGCACCUGCAACCUUGUUCAAAAAGGAACCACCAAGGCCACCCCUAAAUAAUUUUAAAGUGGGGAUGAAACUCGAAGCUGUAGACAAAAAGAAUCCUUAUCUGAUCUGCCCUGCAACUAUUGGAAGUGUUAAAGGAGAUGAAGUUCACAUCACAUUUGAUGGCUGGAGUGGAGGUUUUGAUUAUUGGUGCAAAUAUGAUUCUCGAGAUAUUUUCCCAGUUGGAUGGUGUAGCCUGACAGGAGAUGUAUUACAACCACCAGGAACUAGUGUUCCUAUUGUAAAGAAAAUAGCAAAACCACAGUCUUCUCCUACCAAAGAGACCCAGCAUUCAGUGCAGUCUCCACAGAAAACUGCUCUAGUAUUACCAACACAGCAGAUCAAGAAAGCAGGUCGAACUAAACCAGCUGGACAUACUUCAGUUUCCAAAAAGGGCAGUUCUGUUAAAACUACCACACCAAGGAAAAAAGGGGUAAACUCAGGAAAAAAGGAGAAAUGUCUUCCUGUGAUGUGUUCUACAUCUUCAGCUUCUCUACAUUCGCUGCUCAGAAAACGUGGCAUUUCAUAUGAUGAGAGUGCCUUUUCUGGGACAUCAAAAAUAGUAAUGUCUACAGUCUGUGUCUAUAUAAACAAACAUGGAAACUGUGGCCCUCACCUGGAUCCAAAGAAAAUCCAGCAGCUGCCUGACCACUAUGGCCCAGGCCCGGUGAAUGUGGUGCUCCGCCGGACCGUGCAGGCCUGUGUGGAUUGUGCCUUUCAGAGUAAGACUGUUUUUGGAUUCCUUAAGCCAGAUCAUCGUGGAGGAGAAGUGAUAACUGCCUCUUUUGAUGGGGAAACUCAUUCCAUCCAGCUCCCUCCAGUGAAUAGUGCAUCAUUUGCUCUUCGUUUUCUUGAGACCCUUUGCCACAGCAUGGAGUGUAAGAACCUUUUGAGUAGCCAGCCUUUUAGCUCUUAUAAGGGUAAUACUCAUAGCUCUGCAGAGCAUGAUAAUAAACCAGCAAUAAAAGAAGAGCUAUUAGAAAAGAAAAGCAUCAAACGAUCUCCUGAAAAACCUCUACCUUCUGUUGUUCCUCUCUCUCCUAAGUUACCCAAAACAAUGGUGUAUGCAUGUAAAGAAGAAACAGUACCUCCUGAGGGAAAUGGCAUGCCCAAAGAGGAAAAGCUUCCUGAAUAUUCCGAAAAUUUGUCUUUAAAUUCAGGAAGUUCUUUGAAUCCUGCCUGUAGAAAUCUUAUGUAUACUCCUACUUCGGUCGCGAGAAAUUUUUCUCAAAAUAUGCCAGGCACCUCAAGUUCAGCACCAUCCACCAAGAGCAGUUACCAUGAAGUUAAAUGCCAAGUGCAGAGGAAAAAUGAAGCUCCAAGUUAUAUAGCUGUACCUGACCCCAGUGUCCUGAAACAAGGCUUCUCUAAGGACCCUUCAACCUGGUCUGUGGAUGAAGUGAUACAGUUUAUGAAACAUACAGAUCCUCAGAUAUCAGGCCCCCUCGCCGACCUCUUCAGGCAACAUGAAAUUGAUGGGAAGGCUCUGCUACUACUCAAGAGUGAUAUGAUGAUGAAGUAUAUGGGGCUGAAGCUGGGGCCAGCAUUAAAGUUAUGUUACUACAUUGAAAAACUUAAAGAAGGAAAAUAUAAUUAAAAAAAGGUGUAAGUUUGGAUUGGACAUAAUUCUCAGGUGUACUGAUACUUUUAAAAGUAUUUUUCUUCUCUUAGAAGUUUUUGUUUUAUAGAAAGUUCCUAUAAAAAUAUUUUAUCAGAAUUAUAGAACUGAGUUAACAAUUGAGUCCACUUUUUAAAAAACCAUUUAACAUGUUAGUAUUAGCACAUUCAAAUUGGAAGUUUGUUCUUUUUCUGUUCAUUAUUUCAUUGUACACUUUACAUACGUCUGGAGUAAACACAGAAAAACCUUUGAUUUUGGUUAAUCUUUAUAUCUAGAACCAAAACAGCUAAAUCCCAAAGGGGAAAAUAUCAUGGAUUGACAACAUAUAUAAUUAAAUCCAUGAGAAUUUUUCCUCAACAGAGAACUUAAAGGUGAACCUAUAGAUAUCAUCUCUUCAUCAAAUAUUUUAUCUGAUACUCUUCAAUAAUCUGUUCGUGUUCUACCAGUUUCCAGAAAAGGGAAUAGCCAUAUAAAUUAUUUUCCCUUCUUUUAUUAUUUCUCUAUAUGUUGUAUUUGUUCAUAUUUAAAGGAAAAAAGCUUAUAAGCUUUCAUAAAGUGUUCUUAUCAGUUUUUAAUAAAUUUUUUAAACCUAUAGGUUAGAUAGAAUGAUAAUUUUAUGCAGGAGAUAUUUAUACUACAAGGGUGGUUUGGAUGGAGUCUUUAAAAUUUUUUCAAUGAAAUGCCUAUUAUUUUAAAACUUUACAUAUUUUCGCUAAGCUUGGAUGUAUAACUAGGCAUUCAGUUCUCACAUCUCUAUAUGAAGAUACCUGUGUCCAAAUUUUUAAAAGAUAUAUUUUAUUGUAUGUGCUUAUUCUUCAUAUGAUACUUUACCAUAUUUAUAUAUUCUAUACCUGUAGGUAUACACACAAGUAAAUCUUUUCUUUUUGAAUAUGGCACUUUGCACUGCCACAGAGGUAAUGAUGAACUAUGUAUAUAGUUAGAUGUUUUUAUUUUGUUAAAAAAAUAUAUGUGCAUUGUUUGUAUCACCAGUACCUCUCAGCUUACUCUUCAGGGGAUAAGAAACAAUCCAUAGAUUGGUUUUCAUACAGGGAAGUUCUCUGUCCUAUGCAAUGUUUCUAAUUAAUUUGCUUAGUUCUGAGCCAUUUUUUCUGCUACACUUUGAAAGAUACGUUAGUUCUGACUUAAUUGUUUGAGGCUUUAUAAGUUAGAACCUUUAAGAGGAAAUGGUGCUAUAUGUUUAUUGUUAUUACUUUGUGUAACUUUGGUGUAAUGUUUAUAAUCUAUGAGAAUUAGUUAUAAAAGUAUUAGCCAUUUGUUGUAAAUGCCAAUAAAAUGUUCACCAGGGGCAAGAAUGUACAUUUUCUUUUUAGAAAACCAAAUGUUCUUUAGGCUUGAAUGCAACUAUUUAAAAAAUGGCUUCAUCUAUGUUAUUCCUUAUAUGUUAUAAGACAAGAUUUGUACUUAAAAACUCGGUCUUCUUUCAAAUUGUUUAUAUGAAGAUGCUGUACCCAGUUGAACAGUCCUCAGGUGUUUAUAUAACUACUACAUUUUGUAAUUUUCAUAUUUUAAAAUACAAUAAAGUUAACUGCAGCAAUGAA